Messenger RNA from Bursaphelenchus xylophilus (pine wood nematode), 2920 nucleotides. Lineage: Eukaryota; Metazoa; Nematoda; Chromadorea; Rhabditida; Aphelenchoididae. The record is from the annotation of a GenBank genome assembly.
AUGGCUACCGACCAAGAUCGACGUAAGCAGAUCAGUGUUCGUGGGAUCGCUCAAGUGGAGAAUGUAGCGAACAUCAAGAAAGCAUUCAAUCGUCAUCUCCAUUUUUCCUUGAUCAAGGUAGGUGUUUGUAUUUUGUUUAUGAGUAUUGCUUUAGGACAGAAACGUCGCGACUCCCCGUGACUACUACUUCGCCCUGGCCGAUACUGUCAGAGAUCAUUUGGUCAGCCGAUGGAUCCGAACUCAACAAUACUACUACGAGAAGGACCCCAAGAGAGUCUAUUACCUUUCGUUGGAGUACUACAUGGGCCGAACUCUUUCAAACACCAUGUUGAACUUGGGAAUGCAGGCAACCGUGGAUGAGGCCCUCUAUCAGCUUGGCUUGGACAUGGAAGAGCUCCAGGAAUUGGAAGAGGAUGCUGGUCUCGGAAAUGGUGGUUUGGGUCGAUUGGCUGCUUGUUUCUUGGAUUCGAUGGCCACUCUCGGAAUCCCGGCAUAUGGUUAUGGUCUACGCUAUGAGUACGGAAUCUUCAAGCAGCUGAUCAAGGACGGAUGGCAAGUUGAAGAGCCAGACGAUUGGCUUCGCUUCGGAAAUCCUUGGGAAAAGGCCCGUCCAGAGUACAUGCUUCCUGUAAACUUUUACGGAAAGGUGGAAAAGGAUGCAAAUGGAAAGGUAAGAGCAAGUCGUGCUUAGUUUAGUCUUGUCCUGCUGACUUACUUACUCUGUUCUUCAGAGCAAAUGGGUCGAUACCCACGUCGUCUUUGCCAUGCCUUAUGACACUCCAGUUCCCGGAUUCCGCAACAACGUCGUCAACACUCUCCGUUUGUGGUCCGCCAAGGCGGAGAACCACUUCCACCUGAAGUUCUUCAACGAUGGAGACUAUGUGAACGCUGUUAUGGACAGAAAUUUGACCGAAAACAUCACUCGUGUUCUCUAUCCGAAUGAUAAUGCAUGUUUUUGUCUUUUUAAUUUAUAUAUUUUUAGGUCUUUGUUGGUAAGGAACUCCGUCUCAAACAACAGUACUUCUUGUGUGCUGCCACGCUUCAGGACAUUAUUCGACGAUUCAAAUCCAGCAACUAUGGCUCUAGGGAUACCGUCAGAGUUGACUUCAAGCAAUUCCCCGAGAAGGUCGCCAUUCAGAUCAACGAUACCCAUCCAGCCAUCGGAAUUCCGGAGUUGAUCCGUCUUUUGGUGGACGUUGAAGGUAAAAAAAAAUCAUAAGCGUCAUUACCUUCUGAUAUCUUGUUUGUUAUUUUAUGGCAAUGAUAUUUCAGGUCUUUCGUUCGAAGACGCUUGGGAUAUCUGCGUGAAGACCUAUGGAUACACCAACCACACUCUCCUUCCCGAGGCCUUGGAACGUUGGCCCGUAACGAUGCUGGAGAAUCUGUUGCCUCGCCAUCUUCAGAUCAUUUAUGAAAUUAACCAACGUUUCAUGGAUGUCCUCUCCAAGAAAUACCCAGGAGAUUUUGACCGUAUGAAGAGAAUGUCAAUUGUGGAAGAGGCCGAUCAAUUCGGAGAGAAGAGAAUCAACAUGGCUCAUCUCUCGAUUCUCGGUUCCCAUGUUACCAACGGAGUGGCCGCCAUUCACUCGGAUCUCUUGAAGAAAACAACGUAAGACUUACCUGAAUUGUAAAACAAUAAUGUUCCUUUAAAAACUUCUCUAAUGCGUGUCGCUUUAGUUUCAAGGACUUCUUUGAACUGUUCCCAGAGCGAUUCCAGAACAAGACCAAUGGAAUCACCCCUCGUCGUUGGUUGCUCCUCUGUAAUCCCGCUCUCUCUGAUCUGAUUGUGGAGAAGAUUGGCGAAGAAUGGGAGACCGAUCUUUCCCAACUACAGAAGCUGAAGCAGUUUGUGGAUGACAAGAGCUUCCUCGAUGAGAUUGGUCGCAUCAAGAGAGUAGGUUCUGACCUCCUUUUACGUCCCUAUUGUGCCGGCAUACAUUUUAUUUUUAUUACAGGACAACAAACUUCGCGUUGCCGAAUAUCUCAAGGACAACUUUGGUGUUGAUAUUAACCCCGCCUCGAUCUUUGACAUUCACGUGAAGCGUCUUCAUGAAUACAAACGUCAACUGUUGAAUGCCCUCCACAUGAUCACUUUGUACAACAGAAUCAAGGCUAACCCAGACAAGAAGGUGGUCCCCAGAACGAUCAUGGUUGGCGGAAAGGCUGCUCCUGGUUACUACAUUGCCAAGCUAAUCAUCAGAUUGAUCACUGGAAUCUCUGAAAUUGUCAACAAAGACCCCAUUGUCGGAGACAAACUGAAGGUUGUCUACUUGGAGAAUUACCGAGUCUCCAUGGCUGAGAAGAUUAUCCCAGCGUGUGAUCUCUCCGAACAGAUCAGUACCGCUGGUACUGAGGCCUCAGGAACUGGAAACAUGAAGUUCAUGUUGAACGGAGGUCUGACAAUUGGAACCAUGGACGGAGCCAAUGUCGAGAUGGCCGAAGAAGCCGGAGAAGAGAACUUGUUCAUCUUCGGAAUGAGGGUUGAUGAUGUUCUUCAACUCCAGAAGAGAGGUUAUAAUGCGUUGGACUACAUCAACAAGAAUCCCGAGCUAAAACAGGCGGUAGAACAGAUCGAGACCGGUUUCUUCACUCCCGAUCAGCCUGAUGCUCUCCGUGAUCUGGUUAAUGUUAUCAAGAACCACGACCGUUUCUACGUGUGCGCUGAUUUCGAGGAUUACGUGAAGACCCAAGAGAAAGUCAAUGAGUUGUAUCUGGUAUGUCUGUAUCCUUGUUUUAUACGUUCCUUUUUUAGGAUCAAGACGCCUGGAAUAAAAAAUGUUUGAUCAACAUUGCUAGUUCCGGAAAAUUCUCCACUGACCGUACCAUCGCGGAAUAUGCGAAAGACAUUUGGGGUGUCGAGCCCGGAGCAGUCCAACUCCCUCCUCCAUUCGAGACCCACAAACCGGCCGGCGAUGACUAA